Scedosporium apiospermum is the source of this 1761-nucleotide messenger RNA. RefSeq names its product Major facilitator superfamily transporter. Gene Ontology annotation, biological process: transmembrane transport. NCBI's taxonomy places the organism in Eukaryota, Fungi, Ascomycota, Sordariomycetes, Microascales, Microascaceae. Bases 1 to 1761 code for a protein of 586 amino acids. The record is from RefSeq and is a predicted model, not a curated record. The transcript has 2 exons. Gene Ontology annotation, molecular function: transmembrane transporter activity.
AUGGUUCGACCACCUCUUAGCGGCGCCCUUUCGUCGAGUGGACGCACCCGGACAUCGGCCUCUCUACAUGCGGGCGCUCCGAUCACAACCACAGGGUUCUUUGAUUCAGUGCCUCGUGGAAGACGGUUUCGACGCCCGCCGCCCUCCCAAUACCAGACCUUUCCUACCCCGCCCGCCGCCGCCGCCGGCGAUUCAGCCGGCCGAGAAGAGGGAGCUUUACGCCCGGGCCAAUCACCCCUCCCUAUCCGAGAACUCUCCCUGCUCGCCCUGCUCUCCUUUGCCGAGCAGACGGCGCUCAACUCCAUUUCUCCCUACCUACCGUCCAUGAUCCUUAGCUUCCCCGAGAUACCGCCGGAGCAGGUCGGUUUUUAUGUCGGAAUUGUCGCGUCCGCAUUCGCCCUUGCCCAAUUGUCGACAAAUUUCCUUUGGGGUUAUCUCUCGGAUCAAAUUGGCAGGAAGCCUGUUCUUGUACUUGGCACUUCGCUCCUGGCAGCAUGCUUUGCCCUGUUCGGAUUUUGCAAGACUUAUUGGCAAGUCGUGGUCGUGCACGUUGCCAUGGGAUUGCUGAACGGGAACGCGGCUGUUGUCCCGACUGCGCUGGGCGAUCUCACUGAUCGGUCGAAUCAAAGCAUCGCCUUCACUUGGCUGCCGAUCAUAUACUCCGUUGGCAGCAUCUCAGGCCCGGCCCUUGGAGGACUGUUAGUUGGGGUAAUGGGGGACGAGUAUCCGUUUCUGGCUCCUAACCUCAUUUCGACUGUAAUCCUUGUUGCGACCGCCAUCAUCCUCGGCAUCUGGCUUGAGGAGUCCUUCCAGGAUAGGUCUGGAUUCCAUUUCGAUUUCAGUGCUCUCCGGAAGCGUUUCCAGCAGCGUCGUGAGCAAUCAAACUCUUCCUCGCCAUGGACUUGGUUCGCGCCACCCAAUAAAAUCCGCGUGGAAGCUCGAAACCUACUCAGCUCUUCGGCAGACCGCCCUGAUGACGGCGGAGAAGACAGGCAUGAUGCAGAUGACCAUGACUCGCAGCGCGAUGAGGUCGAGGAGAGUACGCGAUAUCUGUCGUGGAGCGACACAUUUCGCGAGAUUUUCAAUCGGUCCACCAUCUCGCUCCUCGUCUCAUACCUCAUUUACCAAUUUUCAAACAUAUCCUUCAACGCCCUUUACCCAAUAUUCGCCGCCGCUCCCGCUCCUACUGGUCGUGACCUUGAUCCGGCCACUAUUGGAGUGACUCUGAGCGUGUCUGGCAUCGUCACAAUCGUGUUCCAGCUGCUCCUUUUCCAACCCAUCAAAGCCCGCCUGGGUAAUCUUGGUCUUUACCGUGUUGCCCUUUUAGGGCUCGCUGUUAGCAUGGGAUUGAUACCAUGGACCGGUCAUAUCAAUUCCGACCCGCCCUUCCACUUCGGAACAGGAAGGCAAUGGCUAUAUGCUGAGCUGGGCGGUGUUCUCAUUAUCAAGACUAUCAGCGCCGUCGGCGGCCUGUCGUGUGUGAUGCUUCUGAUCACAAACUCGGCCAUGUCAUACUCGAGUCUCGGUACAUUGAAUGGGAUUGCGCAGACCAUUUCUGCUGCUGGCCGUAGUAUUGGCCCCUUUCUUGCCGGAUCUGUCUUUUCCCUUUCGUCCCGAGUACAACCCAAGGGCGAGGUGCUAGCUUGGGGUUUGUUUGGCGGUAUUUCUUUGCUGGGCUGGUUUACGACUUAUGGUAUCGAUGGGAAAGGUCUUGAGAGUGAUGACUGGAAUGGGGAGGAUGAAUCGGAAGCUUCGGUUUAA